CAUCCUUCUAGUAAGGAACUAAUUUUCAACAUUCAUGUCGAGUCUUCUUCGUAAAAUGUGCUAUUUUUUGGGGGUGAGGCGCCGCCAUGCCUGGCGUACAUACGUUCUAUGAUGGCGCUACAUUUCUGGAACCUCUUGGUAAGCCGUUCGGCGUACAGGUCGAUAAGGUGAAUUUCUUGAUAUGUAUGUUCUCGUCGCUGAUUUUGGCUUUCGUGUACAAACAGCUCAUGUCACCGGGAAAAGUAUCGCGUCAAGUACGAUUACUAUUUCCACCACUUGUUGGAAUCUCAUUCUGCUUCUUCUGUUUCGGACGGGCUUCAAAGCAUCUCCUAGCUAACUGCCUUCUCAACUAUGCAAUUAUGUAUUUUGCGCCACAUAGACACGUGCACAGGCUGGUGUUUGCCUUUUCCAUGUCAUAUCUGCUUUUCAUUCACUUUUAUCGAUGGAUGAUUCUCACCUCUUACUAUUUGGACAUCACAGGACCUAUGAUGGUGGCCGUGCAAAAGAUAACAACAGUGGCAUUCUCACUACAUGAUGGUAGAGUCAAAAAGAAGGAAGAGCUUAGUGAACUGCAAGAAAAAGAGGCAAUCACCGAACUACCGUCCCUGUCAGAGUACAUAUCCUACGUCUUUAACUUCCAGACAGCUCUCACUGGUCCCGUAAACUUUUAUUCGGAUUAUGUGGCUUUCAUCGAUGGUGUGCACGUGGUUCGAACCAAGGAGGGCAAGGUGCCGUCAGCUGUUGGCACGUCGCUGCGCAAGCUUGGAGAAUCACUUGUUUAUUUGGUAAUCAUUGCCCAAUUUGGAUCGAAGUUUCCACCUGAAAUUAUUGCCGAAAAAGAAUAUCUUGCAAUGCCUUACCUGCAGUGGUUUGCGUGGUGGUUCUUUGUUAUAUUCCUUAUUCGUGUUAACUACUACUUUGCAUGGACUUUUGCCGAUUCUGUAUGCAACAUGUCUGGCUUUGGAUUCAGUGGUUAUGAUGAGAAUGGAAAUGCAAAAUGGGAGCUAUGCACGAAUGUAAGACCGUAUCAAGUAGAAAUGGCGCAAAGUUUCAAAGAAACUCUGGACGGCUGGAAUAUCCAAACUGGCGGUUGGCUUCGACGCGUCGCUUAUGACAGGACACCAAAAAAAAUUCGAACCCUUGCCACGUACACACUAUCAGCAGCAUGGCAUGGAAUCUCUGUCGGUUAUUAUAUGACAUUUUUCACUGGUGCUUUGUUUACACUAGCUGGAGCUACAUUCCGUCGCUGCAUGAGACAUCGUUUUUUGGACUCGUCCACGAAAAAGAUGGGAUACGAUGUGAUGACUUUCAUGGCAACGAAAAUCGCUCUGGCUUAUGCUACGUAUCCUUUUGUUACGAUGAAUUUGAAUCCAGCUUUUAUGCUUUUCAAGCGAGUCUUCUUCAUCGUCCACAUAGCAGCAGUUCUCAUCCUGAUCGUUGUUCCAAGACUUUAUCCACCACCAGCGAAAAAAUCCAUAUCAAAUGCAAAUACAAAUGCAAAUGUGAAUAAUAAUAAUGUGAAUAACAACGUGAUGAAGGAAAUACCUACACCAACGGAACCAAAGAAAGAACUUUAGCUAGAUAGGCACUGAUUCAAUGAUCUGUUUGUGUUUUUUCUCUCUCUUUCAUCCGCUUGAAUUGAUGAGUUUUUGUAAUGUUAGACUAACUCAUGUCUGCUCUGCGCUUCAUCAUCCAUCACCGGUUCAAUGUUUGUGGUUGUUUUUGUUCAUCAUAUCAUUUGAUGUUGAAUGUUUUGAGCAGUUUGUUGUCUACAGUUUUAUUGCUAUCUGCUUAAGAUGUAUGUCAUAGAAAAAAUGCAGCUUGGCAUUCUCGCGUUUUUCUGCUGCUAAUAAGCUCUUAUUUUUUGUUUGAAAAUCCCAAUUUAUAGUGAAACGGCCACGCAAACUUUGUUGUACACUAUGUCAAGCAGAUCUGUUUUAUUAUUAGAUGACUAUGCAUGCUUAAUUAUCCACAGUCUGGUCGGGUUUGAGCGGCUUCUGCAACUUUAGUGGCUGUUCCAUUGGUGUGUUUUAUUUCCUCUGACUUGUUCUCUAUAGAUACCAUAUAUUUGUAAUGCUCUGCUUACAGAAUCUAAUAAACUAUUGUUGCUUUUGAUUUACUGACAUUGAAGAUGAAUUUCAUUGUCAUUCAGCUUGCUC
This is a messenger RNA of Cylicocyclus nassatus, 2159 nucleotides long. NCBI's taxonomy places the organism in Eukaryota, Metazoa, Nematoda, Chromadorea, Rhabditida, Strongylidae. The record is from the annotation of a GenBank genome assembly.